UCAGGAAAAGUCUGACCUUACAUGAUAAUGUUGUGAUGGAGGUGCUUCUCACUCAGAACAUUAUGAGAGAAUGUGACACAGACUUUGUUAAUUUCCCUGGAUACAUCCAGAACUUUCAAGCCGACCCAUUUGCCACUCAUAUGUACAGUGAGACAGGGUUAGGGAUUUUGGUUGCACAUAUGAGGAGGAAGGAACCAGUAAAACUGUACCUGGACGCCACAGGGAGUGUGGUAUCCAAGAUCCCAGACCAGAAGAAGCGUGUUUUAUACUAUGCACUUGUUUUACCUGGACAUGGUCGUGGUGCACCCCCCUUGCCUGUGGCAGAGAUGCUAACGAAUGACCACACUGUACCCUCGAUUACCUACUGGCUCUUGCAGUUUCUCCACACUGUUCGUAAAUUCACUGUCCUGACAGUUCGCCAAGUGGAGACAGACUUCAGCUGGGCGCUGAUGCAGGCUGUUCUCCUAUCCUUAACAAGGAAAAUAUUUGUACCUAUUUGAGGAGAUGCUUCGCCAUCAGCCAGGGCAAACGGCAGAUGAAGGCCAUCCAGAAGUAUACUGUGCUCCACCUUUGCUCGGCGCAUGUGCUCAAGGCCAUUAGUGGAAUCAUUGCUAAGCACGUGACUGAUAGAGGUCACAGAGAAUUUUUGACUUUUGUGUUUGCCAGGCUGCAGAACACACAAAGUCUGAAUGAGGCCAUCCAGGUGUUCAGGGCCCUGUGCAUCAUUUUGUUUGCAAAAAGGAAUUUACCUGUUGUAAUAAACAGUGUGGAGGAGCUGAAAGAGAUGAUACAGUCAGUUAACUUUGAUGUAUUGUCUGAGGACCAGGUCGAUGCAAAGACCUUCAUGACAUAAGAAGACCUUGAAGCUGUCGAUUCCAGGACGAUUGUCGGCACGUCUCCGUUUUCGUCUGUCUUCCGACGCAUCUCUGAUGAUGCUGCCGAAGCAGUGGAUUCAGAGCCAAAUGAAGAGGAGGACAAUCUCUACUACUGCCCUGCCAUAGUCCAAACACUCCUCGACAAAUACAUGUCCAUAUAUCCACUCUGGAGUGGGCUGAUGUUGGGGGAUCUGUCACGCCAUGCUCCACGCCCAAACAAUCCAGGGACGAAGGAGAAGGAGACGAGGGACACAAAUUGCCACGUGGAGGCAUGGUUCGGGAUUGUGAAAAACCACAUCCUUUUAAAAAAGAAACAAAUGCGUCCUGGAGCGUUCAAAAUAAACGACAUCAGCCUUUCAGAAGAGGCAUGGGCCAAAAAAAAUCACAUGGAAGCAAGUACCAGCUCUAAAUCCAGGUCAAAAUAUUAUGCUGCCCCUACCUCAAUGCCUACACCAAGAAAAACAAAAAAAAGAGGUUGCAGAAUAGGUCCAGUUCCAGGAGGUCCAGUUCCAGGACCUGGUGAAAACUCGGACAAGGAACUCUCUGGCAAUGCUGAGGACCCAUCAGAAGAGGCCAGUGAAGAUGGUGAUGGCAGUCAUGAAGCCACAUCAAGCACAAAAACACAAGAGUCAGAGACACAGACUCUUUGGAAAAGGAAGGGGACUGAGGUUGUCAUUGCAACUGUUAGGACAAACAAUGGUAACUCAAUAAUUUGCCUGAGGCAUAAUGACCUCAUCUCACUAAGGCCACACAAUCUGCUUAAUGGUGAGGCAAUGGAGUUUUUCAUUCAAGCCACUCUUUCAAGGAUGGGGGGUGUGCGCCGACUGUAUGUGUUACAUCACUUCGUCAUUGGUGUAUUUUUGUUCGGAGAAACCUCACAAAUCUCAAGGCAAAGUUUAAAGACCGUGGACUUUGAUCAGUACGAUGGUGUGAUUGGAUUUGUUAAUGUAAACAACAACCACUGGAAGUUUGUGUAUCUUCAUGCUCCAACAAGCCAAAUAUUCAUCCUUGAUCCUGCUGACCCUGAGAUUGAUCUGGAAGAGACCAGGAAAGCAGCAAAACGCUUCCGCAAAUACUUUAGGACAAGGUUUAAUCUAAACGGACAAAAGGAUUGGUUGACCUUGGCAUGGAAACCUGCCACCAUUUCCCACACAACACAGAGAGAUGGAACUAGCUGUGGAGUCUUUGUCAUGGAGGUGAAGUAA
This is a messenger RNA of Gadus chalcogrammus (walleye pollock), 2080 nucleotides long. RefSeq lists its product as uncharacterized. The record is from RefSeq and is a predicted model, not a curated record. Gene Ontology annotation, biological process: proteolysis. NCBI's taxonomy places the organism in Eukaryota, Metazoa, Chordata, Actinopteri, Gadiformes, Gadidae. Bases 1025 to 2080 code for a protein of 351 amino acids. The transcript is spliced from 6 exons. Gene Ontology annotation, molecular function: cysteine-type peptidase activity.